AUGUGGCGCUUUAGGGAAGACGACCAAGAAAGUGAUUGGUCAGUGAGUGUUGGUGCUGGAGCGCAUCCGUCAUUGUUGUCCUUUCAUGACACCAAUAAUAACAAUAAACAGCAGCCGAUUGAAGCAGUUGUGGAUAACUUACUUGGUGGCUUAAGGUAUCGGAUGGAUGUUCGAGCUGUUACGGAAGCUGGUGCCGGUGAUUUUAGUGCUGCAUCUGAUGCUGUACACGUAGAAAUGCCCAUUUUACCUCCUCCACGUCCUUCAUCAGGCAUUGAAAUAGUGUACAACACAAUUCAUAGCACCGAUUUGGGAAUACGAUAUAGCACAUCGAUGUUCAACGCCAAGCACGGAUAUCUGAAGAAGUCUGCUCUAAUUGUUGCUGAAGUUAACAAUAACAAUGAAAAUAUAAUCAACUCUAUUAUAGACAAUCAAAACAAAACACUUACAUGGAGCCAAGUGCAGAGAUUCGAUUUGUGGCCAGCAUACGUUGCGAUUGAAACAAUGAUUGAACCGCUCCGAAAAUUCUUUCCGCCUCACUUUGUUUCUGAAGUAAUAGGUGUGGACAGUACCUGCAGUAAUAUCGAAGUUGACACUAUUUGUAAUGGGCCACUCAAGCCAGCAACAUCGUAUCGUUUUAAAUUACGACUGUACACGGCACCAGAUAUGUGGACUGACUCAGAAUAUUCUGAAAUCGCAACGACAAGUUGGUUCAUUAAUCAUUCAUUGCUCUGA
Messenger RNA from Loa loa (African eye worm), 732 nucleotides. RefSeq lists its product as hypothetical. The coding region runs from base 1 to 732 and encodes 243 amino acids. Lineage: Eukaryota; Metazoa; Nematoda; Chromadorea; Rhabditida; Onchocercidae. Gene Ontology annotation, molecular function: protein binding. The transcript has 5 exons. The record is from RefSeq and is a predicted model, not a curated record.